AUGUCUCGCGAAGCCUACCAGGUCCCCUCCUCUGUGGGAAACCAGAACGCCUUCAGCAACGAUGGCGGCAUGGCCAUCGAGGUUCCCUCUGUCGUUUACCUGUGUGGCGAGUGCUCUGCCCGUGUCCCUAUUAAGCGUGGCGAUCAGAUCCGCUGCAAGGACUGUGGUCACCGUGUGCUCUACAAGGAGCGUACCAAGCGUAUGGUGCAGUUCGAGGCUCGGUGA
Penicillium odoratum is the source of this 225-nucleotide messenger RNA. RefSeq names its product Rpo12/RPC10 RNA polymerase subunit family protein. Gene Ontology annotation, molecular function: DNA-directed RNA polymerase activity; DNA binding; zinc ion binding. Bases 1 to 225 code for a protein of 74 amino acids. Gene Ontology annotation, cellular component: RNA polymerase II, core complex; RNA polymerase III complex; RNA polymerase I complex. Gene Ontology annotation, biological process: DNA-templated transcription. The record is from RefSeq and is a predicted model, not a curated record. The transcript has 2 exons. NCBI's taxonomy places the organism in Eukaryota, Fungi, Ascomycota, Eurotiomycetes, Eurotiales, Aspergillaceae.